AUUCAUUGAGAGAAAUAUUAUCAAAUAAUCAAAAAUGUUUAACAAUAUUUAUCUAUCAUUACUUAAAUCUAUGAGAAUGUACCGAUGGUAGAAUUUCGUUAGUGGACUAUUUUUCAAUAAACUGGUAGCCCCAAAUGCAAAUGUCAUGUCUACUGAUGCCGAGUGCAAAGAGUAAAGUAAAUAUAUAGAGAGCCGAGUGAUGCCUGACUGCUGACGCUCGCGCCGCUUGCAUGUGAAACUUUGUGUUCGUGUUGUUUUUUUUUCAUGUUUCGUUGAGUUGAGUUAAAGUUCCUCCGACUAAUCCAUCAUAGUGACUAGAAAAGAAUUUUGUGUGAUUUUUCCAAAACAGGACUCUUUAGUGCAUCUGUUUUAAUGCACAAUGUCUUCGGACAAGCAUUGCUGUGUCCCAGGGUGCAAGGAGAGUAGAGGUAUGCGUCAAGUGCUUCAUAGGUUCCCGAACCCUGAAAGCGAUAGAGAACGCUUCAAUACAUGGCUCUAUGCAAUUGGUAGUGGUAUAAUGGGCUUGGAAAACGAUCAUAUAUUUAAGUACCGCCGUGUGUGUCGCACACACUUCGAAGAUAAAUAUCUAUGCCGUAACAACAAAAUCAGCAUCAUUGCUGUGCCAACAUUGAAUAUGCCAGCAUCAUUGUCUCUGAAGAGAUUAACUUCUGUUGAAAGGAAGCCUUUACAACAAAUUCUGGAGCUGCCAUCAUCAUCAUCAUCAUCAUCACGCCAAACCAACUGUGCACGCAGUGUGUGCGUACCAGCAAGCGAGGGAAACAGGGCUCGGCCCGACGUUUCCUUGACACCUCGGGAGGGAGGUAAGCGCGGCGACGUGUUGAGGUCCAACGACUUAUGCGUGGCUGUGCGAUUUGACCCCUACCUCGGAAUCACUGAGGAGCAGUCACAGCUCAUCCAGAAGAAGAUUAUGGAAGAAUACGACGCCACUGUCUUCUUAGACGAUCCAAAUGUGCGGACACCGGCAUUCAGAGGCAAGACCUCUCUCAGCGACGGCGUCAUAAAGAUGUGGUGCGAGGAUGAGUUCGCCCUGGACUGGCUGCGCCGCACGAUCAAGAAGAUCGACUCGCCGCUGCCAGGUACUAAACUGGUUGUAUGUCGGCAGAAGGAGACCCCACAACGUAUCAAGGGGACAGUCUACAUUCCCGACUUCACCGACGGCGACGUAGACCGUCUCCGCAUCCGUCUGCACAAAACGAACGCGGACACCUAUAAUAUCAAUAGCUGGUGCCUGUAUAGUGCACAGCGUACGCCCGGAAGCGAUGGGGUUAGACUAUUGCUAGGUAUACCCAUACAAGAAGCCGAGGCCCUAAAGCAGAAGGAGCGGCGCCUGCGUUACAAGCUGGGGUCUGUGUACGUGAUGUUCGCGGACGACAUCGAAACGGAGGACAACAGCUGCGGAAUGGCUACUAUCAAUGCUCCCAACGAUGAGCCUCAACCUGCGAUAUCCUGGUCCAUGUAUGGAUCAGGAGACGUCAGCAGACCCCCUGCCCCGGGAAUCCACCCUGGAGGCCGUUGACUGGUGGAGGCGCGGGGAAACCGAGGCUGCUGGGUAGCGAUGGAUCCGAAAGUUCCAUGAACGCCAUCUAAGCUGCAUUCACGCCAUCCUGGCAAACCUCCAGGACAGCCGGACUGUAUCGGCCAUGUUGUGCAGGCAGCUGGAGGGAUCCACCGAGACCAUAGCCGUAAUCCAAAAGCCGUGGAUUAGGAAGAGCAGGAUUUGUGGUCCCAUAAACACAGGGCACAAACUUAUUGUGAAUACCACCGUAAGUAACCCAUAGGCCAUAACGUACUUGCUUACUUGUACCAAAAUAUUAUAAUGCGAUUAUCAUGACUGAGUUCUGCUCCAGGGAUCUCACGGCCGUGAAGCUCCUGGGGAAGACCCUGAAAAACCCUACCGAGUGUCGUAAUAGCGUCUGCCUACCUGCCCGGUCACACCGACGGCUGCGCUGGUUGCACUAAUCACCCGGUCUGGAACUAAUCAUCUCAGCGGACUUCAACGCGCACCACAUCAUCUGGUCCAUGGAUAAGCCGAAUGCGGACGAAUAGGUGAGGAACUCAUGAACUAUCUUUUUCUACUAACCUGGAGCAGGUAACACAUCUCUUGAACAACCGCUUUGAGAAAGCCUGCCCAUUAACACUACCUCGGGUCUAACCCUAAGGUGCAAACCAAUGGUGGGGACCACAGCUAGACAAACUCCGUCAGAGGAUAAGACAACUGUAUAAAGCUGUUGGUUUUCCUUCUACUACAUAAAUAAAUAAAUUUAUUUCGUUUUCAUAAACAUUUCUUAACU
Molecule: messenger RNA, 2312 nt
Organism: Trichoplusia ni (cabbage looper)
Lineage: Eukaryota; Metazoa; Arthropoda; Insecta; Lepidoptera; Noctuidae
Exons: 3
Coding region: 380-1537 (385 amino acids)
Molecular function (GO): sequence-specific DNA binding
Source: RefSeq, a predicted model, not a curated record